UUAAAAACUUGUUUAGCUAUUAAUGGAACUUGCGAAUUAAUAUAUAAUUUAGUAGAGCGAUAUGGAAAUGAAGUUAAUGAUGAAGAAAGUAGAGCAGCUUUAAAAAUCGCUUGUGAUUUAAUCGUAUUAAUAUUAACUGGGGAUGAAGCAAUGAAUUUGUUGUACGAUAAUGGAAACGGGAUAGUUUACGAGCAAAUGAUAACGUGGAUGGAUUCUUCAGAUCCCGAUUUAGUAAGCACGGCUGUUUUGGCAAUCGGAAAUUUCGCUCGAAGUGACGCCCAUUGUAUUAGUAUGGUGGAAGGGGAAUUAUUUCGCAAAUUAAUUGCUCUUUUAGCAAAAAAUAACAAAAAGGACGCCGACAUUAAGAUACAACACGCACUUUUAAGCACGUUGCGCCAUUUAAGCAUUCCACCGCAAAACAAAUUUAAAUUAAUUCAAGAGAAUAUAAUCGAAAUUAUGUACGAAAUGAUCGACAUCGAAACUUCACCAGUUGUUUUUAAAUUAAUGGGAACAUUUAGAAUGUUAGUUAAUGGACAAGGUGAUUAUAUUUUUAUAUUAUACACUGAAAUUCCUCUAACUUGGGCUGAAUAA
Molecule: messenger RNA, 591 nt
Organism: Onthophagus taurus
Lineage: Eukaryota; Metazoa; Arthropoda; Insecta; Coleoptera; Scarabaeidae
Source: RefSeq, a predicted model, not a curated record